UUGUGAGCUUGGUGAUCACUCAUAAUCGACUCAUAAACAUGACGUCACGGACUCUUAUAAAAGCAAAGCAACAUUUGAGUAGACUUUACUGAUUAAAAGAAUCGAAGGAAAUUACAUGGAACUUCCUUUUCAUAAAAGAGCAUUGAGGAAGGGCAACUUCUAAACGUACGCGCAGAUAAACAACAGAACAAAUACUAAACUAAACGGACAUCAAUCAUAUAUUAGCCUGUAGUCGAAAAGGGGGCUAACGGAAGGUAAAAAGUAACAGCUGCGAAAMCAGAGGCACCGUGAAGUAAAAGGAAGAUCGUUCAAUCGAAAAAACUUGGAUAAACGAAGUAAAUUGAAUUGAUAGACUGAAACAACGAAAAGUUCUCACAAAAAGGUGGGCUAAAAGAAGGUCUUGAAAGGUGGAAUUGAAGCUCUACAAAAUUCAAACCUAAAAUCCGCGUCUACUAAACCACGCUACCAUGAAUCUUACCAACUCGUCCAACGAGACAGACGUCCAUUUUGUACCAAUACAGUGCCCUGAUCUCGCAUUCUGCAAGCGUUACGUUGGGACGGGCGCAUUUAACGAAUUGACAAUCUUUCACAUCACCGCUAUUCUUUUUAUCGCGAUAUUUACUUUUUUGAUUAAUGGGUUUUUUAUCCUUAUGAUAUACUUAUUUGAGGAACUGAGACACACUUCGAAUUACUUCUUCCUUAACAUUGCCUUAGUGAACAUGACYUUUGGAUUUAGUAGUUUAGUUACUUGCGCUGCAUURUACAAAAAGUUUUUGGACUGUACUGUUGAUGUUUGUUUUUACAAAGACGUUUAUGUGUWURUAUCAGGUACAGCUUUCGUGUURACAAUGACAACAUUYACWGUAAUCAGCAUUGAGAKGUAUAUUUGCAUCGUCUACGCCCUUCGAUGGGUGGCUAUKAUUACGACUCGUCGGGUGAUGGUCGUGCUUGGGUCUGUGUGGUUGUUAUGGAUCGCGAUUACAACAUUCUGUCGCGCUACGAAUACUUGGAAGUACUUCCGCACGUUAUUCAUGAUUCARUCUGUGUUYAACAUCACCGUCAUCUUUAUCACGAACGUGAUUAUAUUCAAGGAAAUUCGACGACAUGAGAAAAUGAUCGCAGAGCAAGAAACUGCUGACAACAUCGAUGAAAUUCGAAAAGCGCGCGAAAAAAAGCGCGCGAAAACUUUCAUCUUUAUGGCGACUCUGGUGAUUCUAUGUUACCUCCCCUCUCUGGUCCUCUUGAUUGGUUACCGAAUUCCUACAAUCGAUGAAGUGAACUGGCAAUAUGCGUGGUUCUUUUCUCGAACUAUCUUUCUCAGCCACACAGCUUUUGACAUUAUUGUGUAUGGGUUGAGGUCCGAGGAGACAAGGAAUGGCUUCAAGAAAAUAGUGCGAAGAUUUUGCUGUGUAAAAUAACAUGCUGGCAAGUGAGGUUCAAACAUUGCUAUCGAAGCGUACUUAAAAGGAGAACAAUAGGAAGUGUUUAGAAUAACAAACAAAAAGAAAGUGAAGAAAUACACCACAAUGAAACCGUGGCCAUGAUGCGUGUACAGCUCAGUACAGAAUGGAAUCAACAAAUUCAAUACAUGCACAUAAUUUUGCAGCUAACGAUGCCAUGCGGUUAAGACUGUUGAAAAUAUUUCUUUAAUGUACAUUGUUUGUUUCCGAACGUAGCCAUAUUUCUUUUCAAUACAUCCUGAGUCUGGGCUUUGAGGGGGUCUCUCCAUUUUUUCUCCUAGGGAAGCUCAGAUUAUUUUCAAUAUAACAAGCAUAUAUCACUGGAAAAAA
Messenger RNA from Exaiptasia diaphana, 1790 nucleotides. RefSeq names its product cannabinoid receptor 2-like. The transcript has 3 exons. Gene Ontology annotation, molecular function: G protein-coupled receptor activity. Gene Ontology annotation, cellular component: membrane. The coding region runs from base 468 to 1418 and encodes 316 amino acids. Gene Ontology annotation, biological process: G protein-coupled receptor signaling pathway. The record is from RefSeq and is a predicted model, not a curated record. Lineage: Eukaryota; Metazoa; Cnidaria; Anthozoa; Actiniaria; Aiptasiidae.